Messenger RNA from Hippocampus comes (tiger tail seahorse), 1283 nucleotides. RefSeq names its product ventral anterior homeobox 2 (gene vax2). Gene Ontology annotation, cellular component: nucleus. Gene Ontology annotation, biological process: neuron differentiation; regulation of transcription by RNA polymerase II; brain development. The record is from RefSeq and is a predicted model, not a curated record. The transcript is spliced from 5 exons. Gene Ontology annotation, molecular function: RNA polymerase II cis-regulatory region sequence-specific DNA binding; DNA-binding transcription factor activity, RNA polymerase II-specific. NCBI's taxonomy places the organism in Eukaryota, Metazoa, Chordata, Actinopteri, Syngnathiformes, Syngnathidae. Bases 672 to 1283 code for a protein of 203 amino acids.
UCCUCGAUUUACGACGGUCUCCACAUAAGUCUAUCUGUGUGUGUGUGUGUGUGUGUGUGUGUGUGUGUGUGCGUGUGUUCAGGGCGAGGAUUCCCGUUCGGCCCAUAUUUGGAUUUCCGGCUGCGGGGCCACCGAGGCGUCACGACUUCGCCUCCAAAUGAAAGCCAAUCAGAGAUGAGGCGGACGUGACGUCACGGAGCCGGCGAAGUGGCCUUUCCGAAUCUUAACGGAAGAAGGCGGACGUGACAAACUGUCGGCGCCCGAGUACGUUUCGCUUUUCCAGUCAAACGUUUGCACUUCCGAAGUUGCCCACACUUGGAUCGUGCGUGUUUGUGUGUUAGGUGGAGGGUGGGACGCUUCCUCUCCAACCUCAAUUUUCCCGACGCCCCCCCUUUCCCCCUCCUCGCCCCAUUCCUCAUUCAACACCUUGACUGGCUUUCUUAGCCCCCUCUCGGCUUCCAUAGUGCCGCCAGGCUCUGCUCCCCCGAACUGCACUUCCGCAUCAUGCCGGACACACACCUGACGGCCGUUUCGUUUGCCUGCCAGGUGCUUCCACUCUGAGAGCUUCCUUGGGAGCGGAGGCCAUGCCCCCCGCGCCCUUCCAAGAGGAGGAGGAAGAGAAGAAGAAGUAGAAGAAGGCGAGAAGAGAGGACGCGAGGAGGGAGCCGCGCAUGAUGUUCGAUGAGGCCGCGAUGGGCGACGGGAGCCCCCGCCGCGGCGGAGCCAAGCCGCUGUGCCGCUCGCCGCUGGACGGCUCGUCCGACGCCCCCGGCACGUCGUCGUCCCCGCCCGACGACGCCCACGACAAACUUUUGGGAGGGGACCCCGACUACUGCCGGCGGAUCCUGGUCAGGGACGCCAAAGGCACCAUCCGCGAGAUCGUGCUGCCCAAAGGUCUGGACCUGGACCGGCCCAAGCGCACGCGGACCUCCUUCACGGCCGAGCAGCUUUACCGGCUGGAGGUGGAGUUCCAGCGCUGCCAGUACGUGGUGGGCCGCGAGCGUACCGAGCUCGCGCGACAGCUCAACCUGUCCGAGACGCAGGUGAAGGUGUGGUUCCAGAAUCGUCGCACCAAACAGAAGAAGGACACCAGCAAGGAUUCGGACAAGCGCACGUCGUCGUCGUCGUCGUCGUCUUCCGAGUCUUUGGCCACCUGCAACAUCCUGCGUCUCCUGGAGCAGGGGCGGCUGCUGUCGGGCCCCGCGCCGCCCGCCCCGGAGACCGCGCGCCCGUGCGCCGUUGCCGGAUCCGAUCCGGGAGGGCUGGUGUGCAAGAAACUGUGA